AGAAACAAUUGAAGAGAUUGGAGGAAAGUUUUUGGUGGUUCUGAUAACCAAUCAUGAAGAUUUCUUUUAUUUCGUUGAAGUUUCUGAGAAUCUAAACAUUUGGAAGAUAACAGAGCUUCUUUCUGGAGAAAUUUGGACCGAAUUCAUCUGCGGAUUGGCAGAUCAAUUGCUGUCAUAUUCAAAGGAUUAGAAUGAGUCUGGAGAAUAGGCUGCAAAUGCCAUUAUUUUGUUGAAAUCCAAAGUAAACUUGUGUUUAUACCAUUAAGACUAAAGCAAAGUUGUAACGGCUAAGGCUUAGUGAUUUCAGGUGUACACAAAAGAAUGGAGAAGGACUCGUUAAGAAACAACAAUAACAAUGGUAACGGCAAUAGCACCAACUACAGCCGAGAUAGAACUGCCGGAGCCGGAGUCAACGGCGGAAUGUUAAGAUCCAGCUCGGAUCCGACCAAGCAAACGUUGUCGUCUUCUGAUUUCGUUUUGCAAUGGGGAAAUCGGAAACGUCUGCGAUGUAUGAAGUUCCAAGUCAAAGGCGAUCAUUCUGGACCGGUCAAUCGAACCACGGUUCGAGUCGACCGCCGAGUUGUGAGGGCCGAAAAGGACUCUUCGAAUCAGCCAAGCAAUAAUAAUCACGGGAACGGGUAUUUUAACCUCCGUCAACGGCCUGCUUCCCCUCAAGCUCCGCCACCUCAGCGCUUUCUCAGGAACUCUGAGAAUUCCGGUGCUAUGAGAGGCCAAAGCAACGGAGCUGUAAGGGGAUUCUCUUCACCAGAUAGGGGUGCGCACGAUAAGAGAGUGGGUGGUAACAACCAUAACAAUAACAAUAACCACCACCACCACCACCGUAGCAGCAGCCACAACAACAACAAAUCAGCGGCAUCUUCUGACAUGGCUCAUGAUAGCAAAAAGGGAGGCUCCUCUUCAGGAAGCGGCGAGGCAGCAGCUGCUACUGCGCCCAUCGUUUGGCCACCGAAAUUCGUGAUUGCUUUGACGAAUAAAGAGAAGGAAGAGGAUUUCAUGGCCAUCAAAGGAUCUAAGCUGCCACAAAGACCCAAAAAGCGAGCGAAAUUUAUUCAACGGACGCUCAACUUGGUAAGUCCGGGGGCGUGGCUAUGUGAUUUAACCCUCGAUCGAUACGAGGUCAGGGAGAAGAAAAUCUCAAAGAAGAGUCCAAGAGGAUUGAAGGCAAUGGGAAAUACUAAUAUGGAAUCGGAUUCGGAAUAAAAAGUCAAGUUGGGUUUGAGUAUUGGCUGAUGGAGUGUUUAAGGGUAAGUUGCUCUCUUUUGUAGGAGGAGGGAGAAAGGAUUUGAAGUGGUGUAAAUGAAGACCCUUUUCAUCUUUGAGAUGAAUGAAAAAAGAAUUAAAAUUUAACCCUAAAUCUUUAUCUGCUACA
Hibiscus syriacus is the source of this 1390-nucleotide messenger RNA. Its product is annotated as homeobox protein 2-like. The transcript is spliced from 6 exons. NCBI's taxonomy places the organism in Eukaryota, Viridiplantae, Streptophyta, Magnoliopsida, Malvales, Malvaceae. The record is from RefSeq and is a predicted model, not a curated record. Bases 322 to 1221 code for a protein of 299 amino acids.